AUGGCCAACAAGUAUUUGUUGUGCCUAUUAAUACUAUAUGUCGCUUUAAAUUCUGUAAGUGGAAAGUUUGGACGCAGUGGUGGCUCUAGAGGCUCCAGUUCUGGAAGAUCAUGGGGAAAGAGUAGUAGUUCAGGGAGGUCGUCUUGGGGAUGGGGUUCUAGUAAACCAAGCUCGGGCUCCAGUCACUCUUCAUCUUCGGGCCACUCAGGAUUUGGAUCCAGUUCACAUGGCUAUCCAUCAUCAAUCGGAUUGUCAGGCUCUGGAUCUAGCGGAUUCAGCUACCCAUCAUCGUCAGGGAGAGGUAAUACAGGCUCCUCCUACCCAUGGUCAGGUGGAUUAUCGGGUUCCAGCUCCAAUAGCCAUUCUGGAGUAAGUUAUCCGUCGUCAAUCGGUCUAUCUGGUUCAGGAAGUGGAAGUAAAUAUCCAGCAUCAAAUGGUCUAUCAGGUUCAGGAAGUGGGAGUAAAUAUCCAGCAUCAAACGGUCUAUCAGGUUCAGGAAGUGGGAGUAAAUAUCCAGCAUCAAACGGUCUAUCUGGAUCGGGAGCAAAUAGUAAAUAUCCAGCAUCAACCGGAUUAUCAGGAAAUCAUCAGUUUUCAACUAGUUCGGGAAGUGGAAGUAAAUACCCAGUCUCUACUGGACUCUCUGGGUCUGGAGGUAGUAAAUAUCCUUAUUCAACAGGACUCUCUGGUUCGAACAGCCGCCCUGUAUCAACUGGUAUUUCAACAUCUAAUACAGGAUAUCAUCCUACAGGUCCACAAUAUCCAAAUACACAGUAUAUUAAGCCUCCACAAACCAUAUCUAAUUCUAAUUCUGGUUACAAACCUACACAUAUAGGAUCGUCGUAUAGUAGUGGUUCUUAUGGAAGUCAUGCUUAUGUGCCAACUUACUAUACGUCUCCUCAACAUAUUUAUAUCACCCAAUAUAGAGAUUCUGGAAGUCGUUAUAAUAACCUAUUAACUGGAUUAACACUGUAUAAUUUAGGACGCUCUCAUACACAUUACCAUGAUCAUUAUUAUUAUGAUGACUACUAUAGGAGAAGAUAUGACUCUGGAACCAGUUCAUCUUAUCGCCCCUCUGUUAAAAGCAACGAAGAUGCUCAUUGUCUAUUAAGAGUAAAAGAAAGCGGUAAAAUAGAAGAAUUGAGAAUACCUUGUGAGAUUGUAUCAACAUUUACUGAAGGUAGUAAAAAAUUACCUCAAGAAACAGUUCGUAUAGAGAGUACAGUAUGCCAAAAUAUAACAGUAUCAAAUAAAACUCCGACAGAAGCUAACUUAACAUCCGUAUCCACUUCAACAACUAAAGCUACUCCUUUAUCCGUUAUUCCUGUAAAUACAAGUUUAAGUAACGCUAAUGCGACAGAAACGCUUAUAUCGACAGUUGCAACUACAAAUGUUACAACACCCAUCCUUUCCCAGAAUUUUACAACUUCAACAGAAACCAUUCCUUUGAAGGAGAAUGAUACUUCAACUAGCACAACUGAACUCAAUAAUAUAACUGAAUCAACCACCCCUUCGUACUCAAAGGAAACGUAUCCUUCAACUACAGUUGGGAAUUCCACUACACCAACAAGUAAUAUGACGCAAAAUAUAAUAGCUUCAACCGAAUCAUCUGCCUCCAGUGCAGCAACAAUUAAUCCAUCCGUAAAUAAAACAAUAAUUAAUUUAAAUGAUUCAACUACAACUGCACCACCAAAUGUAAAGACAGAGUUUACAAAUUCAACGUGUACAACAACGACAACAACACAGUUAAAAGAUCCUUUAACCAUAAAAGGUCCACCACCAAAUCCCAACGACAUGGAAUGUGAAGUUGAAAUUGUAACAAAAGAUCAUCGGCUUCGAUCAAAAAUAGAUUGUCUUACAUUAAUGGAAUAUUCAAAGAUGCCAGAACCAAAAAAAGAUUCGGGGAUUUUACCACCCAGAGACAAAUUAAAGUCAUGGUUAUCUAAACCACCGUGGUGGUUGUCUAUCUUUGUUGCAGUGUAA
Messenger RNA from Pieris macdunnoughi, 1983 nucleotides. NCBI's taxonomy places the organism in Eukaryota, Metazoa, Arthropoda, Insecta, Lepidoptera, Pieridae. The record is from the annotation of a GenBank genome assembly.